AGAACUACUCAUCAACACCAUCAUGAAGAGAAGAAGAGACACAGACAACGAAAGCGAGGAGUCUGAAGAGGAUGGCGAGACCCAAUUCAGCACGCAAGUGGGAACUCAGCAGGAGACACAAUCUGAUAGGCGUGGUGGUGACGACGUCGACGAAGAUUACGACGGGUACAAUCGCGACUCCGAGCUCCAAGACGCGGUGGGCAAGGUGAUCCGAUUGGUACUUGGACGGGAGGCCAAGGGCCAGUUGAUACGAAGAGAGCACAUCACGGGGGUGCUCAGCCGUCGGCGGAUCUCGUUCGAGGUGAUCUUGAAGGAAACAAGGCACCAGUUGGAGGAGGUAUACGGGAUGAAGUUGGUGGAAACGCCGGUGCUGGGCGAGAUGUCCAAGAAAAAGACCAAGACCAAACCCAAGGCCCAGUAUGUCGUGGUCAACGGGUUGGCAGCGGGUUCCAGGCGGGUUUUGGGCGAGAUCUGGACGCAGGCCAGCGAGUACGAGGUGGACAACGGCAAGAAGUUCACCGACUCCGGGUACUUUUUGCCCAAGUUCCGCCACACAGACACCCCAGGCACCAACCACGAGCUUGUCAAGCUCGGAGUGGUGGCACUCGUGGUGUCGCUCGUGGUGUUGGCGGAAAACCACCUAUCGGAGGCGGAAUUGUUCCGUUCGCUUGCAGGGUUUGGCCUCAGCGAUAAGCUCGAGUCGCGGAACUCCAACUACCACCUCAAUUUGGGCGAGUUGAUGGCGGAAUUGGCCAAGAAGGACUACGUCAACCGCGAGAUCACCGAACAAGUCACUGCCUACUCGUUGGGACGGCGGGCUUUGGUGGAGUUCAACCCCCAUAGUGUGUUCGAGUUCGUGCGGGGCAUCUACGGCGACCACUUCGACUCCACCACCAAGCAGCAGACCAUCGUCACCAUCGAACGAGUGUAUGGAGCAGCAGUGGCAGAGGAUCUCGCGCGGAACGACUUGCCGGAAACGGAGACCGAGCCCAGUCCUGGCGUCAGCACGGAAAUCGCCAGUUCCCACCAUCAGUAGGCGGAUCACAUGGACGUCGGAGGUAGCUGCCUAUCUGGGAGAGCUAGUGUCCGGUCCGGAGAUGUCCCAGUGGAAAGUCCGGAGUUUACUGUGAUAAUCACAGCAAUAACCAGAACUAGCAGUACUGCAGUACUACCACCAGUAGCACUUCUAGCACCACUUCUCCCACGUCUAGCACCACCACUUCCACGUCUAGCACCACCAUCACCACCACCACCACUUCUAGCACUACCACCACCAGUCCACUCGCACUAGCAUAGCGCACCUAGCGUGCCCCCCAAUAAAUUCUCAGUAGCUCGCCCCCCGUAGCACCCCGCC
Molecule: messenger RNA, 1354 nt
Organism: Suhomyces tanzawaensis NRRL Y-17324
Lineage: Eukaryota; Fungi; Ascomycota; Pichiomycetes; Serinales; Debaryomycetaceae
Product: Smc5-Smc6 complex subunit
Exons: 1
Coding region: 23-1036 (337 amino acids)
Biological process (GO): DNA repair
Cellular component (GO): nucleus
Source: RefSeq, a predicted model, not a curated record